Messenger RNA from Bactrocera latifrons, 4131 nucleotides. RefSeq names its product axin (gene Axn). The record is from RefSeq and is a predicted model, not a curated record. Lineage: Eukaryota; Metazoa; Arthropoda; Insecta; Diptera; Tephritidae. Bases 1239 to 3443 code for a protein of 734 amino acids. The transcript is spliced from 12 exons. Gene Ontology annotation, biological process: negative regulation of canonical Wnt signaling pathway.
GACAGAAGUAAAGAAGAGAAAAGAAAGUGGGUGCAAGAAUCGAAAAAUCGCGUUGGUGCAUAUCAGACAAUUUAGUGAAAAUAGCAAAAAAGUUAUUGAAAUUUAAAAUUUGAGAUUCCGAUCCCUUUGAAGUAAUCAGUCCAAUAUCAUAUCAAUUAAAACGUCCAAAAUUUACGUAGUGUAGAUUAACAGCAAGGGGAACUCCAAAGCAAAUGAACAACAGACCCUGCUGAAGGAAAUUCCUUGAAGCUUAKAAUACAGAAUAAAUAAAUUAACAAUUUUGAACUUGUUACCGAAAAAUUACUUAAUUGAAUCAUAGUGUUAUGUUUGUUAACUAAGUGGUCAUAUAAUGUUUCCAAGGAAUCAAGUGCGCUGCAUGUUAUUAAUAACUUUUUUUGAUGAACGGGGAGCAAGGGUGGAUUCGGAAAUGUGUUAUUUUACAAAACAUUGCUGAUUACAGUUGAUAUCACUGUUUGGAAUUUUGCAGCUUGUUAAACAGCAGUCGCUUAAGACUUUUCAAUCCAAUGUUUUCAUAGAUUUGAAAUUGUCCAAAAUUAACAAGGGUAUUUGUGCGGCUUGCUAAUUUGUGCCUAAUAAUAUUAUGGUAGUUUUAAUCUUUUGUUAAGAAUAUCCCUGUUAUAAUCUUCGCUUGUUCAUAUCCUGUUUUUUGUUAUAUGAGCGCAAUAUCAAAAAUUGUACGUUAAUUAAUAUGAUACAAAACCUGAAGCAAACAAAUAAGUAAAUAUUUACACCCGUCCGCACCUACCUAUCCCUCUUGCUACUGGAUUUUUCAAAAAAUUGAAAGAGCGGAUAAUAUUAAAAAAUACGUAAAAAAAUAAUUUUCACGGAUGUAAUAUCUACAACAACUCAUAAUGGAAAAAUGUUGGAUUAUCGUACACUGCUACRAAACCCUCCCUCGAUAUCAAGCUAUACUACGAUUUGCACAUACAUCAUAAACUAAAAUUCAGUUUACUUUUGAAUAUAACGAUACAUGCAACUAGUUUUUGUAAUUUCUCUUUUUAUGCCCCUGCCAUAUUGCCUUCCAUAAAUAAAUUAGCACGCAAAAUUAUUAAUAACUUCCAAGUUCAUUAUAUUCUAAAUAUAUCGGACAGUUCGUAUAGAUAAAAAUACAUAUUCAUUAACGCUGUAAGUGUGAAAAAAGCAUUAGAAACUUUGUGAGACGGUAGUUUGCUAGUCAAACUUAAAGGUAGAUAGGAAAAUAGAAAACAGAAAGUGGCAUGAGCCAGCCAUCAGGAUUCCGAAAAUAUGAUGAUAAUGAGUGUAGUGGGCCUAGACCACCAGUACCCGGAGAAGAAAGUCGAGUUAAAAAGAUGACCGAAGGGGUGGCUGAUAGUUCCCGAAAUUCACCACCUUCUUAUUUGAAUUGGGCUCGAACGCUUAAUCAUCUUCUUGAGGACCGUGAUGGAGUAGAUCUUUUCAAAAAAUACGUUGAAGAUGAAGCACCUGGUUAUAACGAUCAUUUAAAUUUUUAUUUUGCCUGUGAAGGUCUAAAGCAGCAAACUGACCCCGAAAAAAUUAAACAAAUUAUAGGAGCGAUAUAUCGGUUUUUACGAAAAAGUCAACUAUCAAUACCUGAAGACUUGCGACGAACAAUAAAAGCAGGUCUUAAAAAUGAAGUCCCACUCAAUUCUAACAUAUACGAUUCAAUGCAACAAUAUGUGGAGGUCACCAUACGUGAAAACAUUUAUCCCAGCUUCCUUUGUUCAGAAAUGUACAUUUUGUAUAUUCAGCAAAUGUCCGUUUCACAUGAACGAUUUGGGAUUGGGGCGGCUGGUUCCGGCAGCGGAAGUAGUAGUGGUGCCAGUUGUGGUAGUAGUGGAGCAGGAAUUGCUGGAUCAACAGGAGGAGCUUGCGCGUUGCCCACCAGUUCUGGGAAAGUGCCUUGCUCUUCGGUAGCGCCAUUUAUUAACCUGCCUAUGAGCACUUCUAGUGGAAAUAUACAGCUUGGCGGUGCUUGCAGUGCAAGUGGUAGCGUGUACGGUCCUUCAACAUCAGCUAGCUCCAGUGGCUCCAUUAGUGCAACUGAUACUCUUCCACGUAGCUCUACACUACCUACACUGCAUGAAGAUUCGGAAUUAUCUCUUUGUGACGAUUUCGAGAAGCUGCGAGUUGAAGGUGGUCGUAAAUCAGCCGACAUGCCUAUACGUCUAACCCACGACUUACUGCUAGCAACUCAGAAGAGAAGACUGGAAAUACGACCUCCGGGUGCUCAUGGUUAUGUAUAUCCUGCGGCCGCGAAUACUUCAUAUGUUCCGAAUUCCCGUGUGGAUUCGGAAAGAGCGAGCGUAAGUUCCGGUGGUCGAACUGAUUCCGAUACAAUGUCUCUAUCUAGUUGUUCUAUGGAUGGUCGACCUUAUAUUCAAAGGAGACAUAGUUCAAAUGAAAGUAAAGCGAUACGUCAAAGUGCUUUGGCCAACAAAGAGACUAACACGUUUCAAGUUAUACCCCGAACACAACGCCUCCAUUCGAACGAACAUCGUCCUUUAAAAGAGGCUGACUUAAUUGCAUUACUCAUUCCGAAAUUGGAAGAAGUGAAACGAAAGCAAGACAUUGAAGAUAGAGCUAGAUUUGAUCGUUUCACAGACGAUUCAAUGCCGACAAAUGAAAGGCUUGCCAGCGAUCGCGCAUUUGCAGACGCGAUCCGUGAAAAAUUUGCGUUAGAGGAGGACAAUGACCAAGAUAUACUCGAUCAGCAUGUAUCAAGAGUCUGGAAGGAUCAAACACCUCACCGUUCGCCUGGUACCAUGUCACCAUGCCCGCCUCUUCCGACGCGACGUCGCACCAUAACCCACGAUUCAGGAAUGCUUAGUGAUGGAGCUAUGAGUAUAGGGGGACAUUCUAUGAAACACUCCAAAUCUAUGCCGGAUCACAGUUCCUCUUCCAGGAAGCUAACAAAUAAGUGGCCUUCCGUCAAUACAGAUAGUGGAAUCAGUCUGUUCUCAGCCGAUACUCUUAUGAAGUACAAAGACACCAGUUCGCGAUCUGGUUCAAGUACGGCCUCUAAAUCAGAAGAGGCAAAAAGAAGACUGGAAGAUGAGACCCGAAGGUCUCGUCGUUAUACUCAACAACAUAUACAGCCAUCGCAGCAACCACCAUCAUUCAGCAGCAGUAGCAGUGGCAGCAGCAGUUUACAUCACCAGCCGCAACCACCACCUCUACCCGCAAAACCACUAGAGACAACGACUGUCGUAUUUUCAUUCUGCGACGAAGAAUAUCCUUACAGAACGAAAAUUCCCGGUUCGCAACCCACCCUGAAGCAAUUUAAAGACUACUUGCCGAAAAAAGGCAAUUUUAGGUUCUUUUUCAAAACACAUUGUGAAGAUCCGGAAAGUCCAGUGAUUCAGGAAGAGAUCGUGAAUGACAGUGAUAUUUUGCCACUAUUUGAAGGCAAAGUGAUGGGCCUAGUGAAGCCAUCCGAUUAGGUUUAGGCUAGUAUCUUAGCGACUCACAAUAAUAAAACAGCGAGAUUAAAAAUAACUGCAACGAAACAAGAAUAGCAGCAAUUAGAAACGCCUAAGGAAUAGUUAUUGGGAUAACAAAAGCGUAAAUGAAGGUUGACAAAGCAAAUGUUACAUUAAAAAUUGUAUUUAGUGCUUAGAGAUAAUUGAGAAAACCACACAAAAAUCGAGUUUUGUAAAAACAAUAUUUUUAGAUUUUUAUAAAAACAUAACAGUAGAUAUUUCGAUUUAUGUAUUUUUUAUAAAACGCUAAAAGGAUAUAUAUUUUAUUCUCGCCUUCUUUUAAUUUUGCGUAAUACAUUGUUUAUAGAUUUUCUUUAAGAAAGCUAAAAAAAGUUGAUUGAAAUGUGUUUUUAUGGACUGCCUGCAAUAUAUAUUGUUUACAUAUAAGGCGCUGCCUGUUUUUAGCAGCACUAAAUAUUGUUCUCGAUCACGAAAAUCAAAAGUAUUUUAUAAGAGUUUUUUACUAGAUUUUGCUUUCUUAAAUUUUAUAUCGACGAAAACUAUUUCAUAACGUAAUUUUUUAUAGAAUUUUAAUUUGUUACACUCAUAUUGAUUCUAAAAUAUGAAAGUACACAUGUGUGUGUGAUCAUUACAUAAUAUUGAACUUUGCUUAUAACCACAAACAAGCAUACACAUGCUCAUAUUCACA